CAGGCAAAUACACAAACCCUUCAGUGUGGAAAACCCUUUGUAUCUUAGAGCAUCAUGGCUAGAUCUGCACUCCUGAUUCUCUUGUCCCUUGUUGGACUCUGCACUACAUUUACAGACCAUGUUGUGCAAGAUAAACGACUUGGAACAGAUAGAUCAGACAAGAUAGAAAGUUACAUGCCAAUACUUUGCUCACCAAUGCCUGCCUCCACACCCCCAUCCUCAGUUCAUGCUCUCACACCUGCUGAUAUCACAGCUCUGUAUACAUUGGGAAUGCCUCUGUCACACAGGGAUGAAGCAUCCAGAAUUGUCCGUAGACUAACCGAGUUGGUAUCCAUGUUUAAUCCCGGGGUGAUCUCUCAGCAUGUGGAUCAAACCUCACUGCAGCACAGGAGCUUGUUGCAAGAGGCUCAGGACCUGACUAGCUCCCUUUCACACAAGGUGACAGACUGGAAGAUUGUACUCUUGUUUCUCUCAGCAGACUCCAUGUGUGCAUGUUCCCCUCAGGUUGCUGCUGAUGUUAAAGCUGUGGGGCAUGAAGUGGAAGCAGCACUCCAGAUACUGCAAAAACAUUUGCAUCACACUUUGGUCCAUGUGGUUGUCUGGAGUGGACACCACCAGGAAGAUAAGAUGUGUAAGUGUAUCACAGAUGAAGGCAUAAGCCAAGGCCUACAAAAGGCUACUCUUCUGAAAGCACUGCAGGACUCUAUGAGCCAUCUUUUGACAAAUCUGGCAAGGCACAGCAAAAGUGAAGACUUCACUGUUGAGCUGCAGUCCUCCCCAAUCAUCCUGGAACGAAACUCAGAUUCUGAAAGCACGCGGCCUGACCUUGACCAAUCAGCUGUUCAGCUAUGGACGAGUCUGCUCCAGCCAUCGGCAGCUCAGGCGGAGGUCACAGACAGCAGCAUCAUCACUAUUCCCUGCCCUACGAAGGAACGGCCUUUUCUGCGAACACAGAUCAACUCCCCCAAUGAGAGAGAGUUGGAAAUUCUUAGUAAGGUCUCUGCACCAAUGGACUAUGAUAUGGGUACUGAAAUGCCUUGCACAUAUCGUAGUCCCUCUCCUACCAUACCCACUUCAGUCCAUGAGCUCAGACCUGGAGAUAUUAAGGUGGUGGCAGCUGUAGGCGAUUCUCUGACAGCAGCCAAUGGUGUGGGGGCAAAGCAAGACAACCUCUUGUUAGUGCUUACUCAGUACAGAGGACUGUCAUGGAGCGUUGGUGGUGAUAAAAACUUAACAACUGUGACCACUUUGCCAAACAUCCUGAAGGAGUUUAACCCCUCCCUCACUGGAUUCUCAAAGGGCACUGGCAAUCAAAACAGUCAGCAAGCCUUUCUGAAUCAGGCAGUGCCAGGAGCAAAGAGUAGCGAUAUGGUACCACAGGUCCGAACUCUAGUGGAAAAAAUGAAAACUGACCCGCAAAUUGAUUUCCACAAUGACUGGAAAGUAAUCACCAUGUUUGUCGGAGGCAAUGAUCUAUGUGACUUCUGCACAGACAGUGUCCUCUUCUCGCCUGAGAAUGUGGUCGAUCGAAUCCGCCAAGCCUUGGACAUACUUCAUAGUGAAGUGCCUCGCGCAAUUGUCAAUCUGAUCGAGCUGCUGAACAUCGUGCCACUGCGUGAUUUGCACAAAGAUACAUCUCUGGGCUGUCCAUCCUGGUUUGUGAGGUUAGUUUGCCCCUGUGUGCUGAAGGCUAAAGAGGAAUCAUCUGAACUCCAGAGACUCAAUGACUUCAACAGAGCGUAUCAGUACACCAUGAGAGAGCUAAUUGAUUCAGGGCGGUAUGAUAGCCACGACAACUUCACUGUGGUGCUGCAGCCCUUCUUCAGAGAGGUUUUCCUUCCCAAGCUAGAGGAUGGCCGGCCCGAUCGGUCUUACUUUACACCAGACUGUUUCCACCUUAGCCAGAAAGCUCACACACUCAUGGCUCGAGCACUUUGGAACAACAUGUUAGAGCCAGUUGGCAACAAAACCUUCACACAAGAUUUCACAGCUGGCAUCGAUUUGAAGUGCCCCUCAGAGGAAAACCCAUUUUUUCGAACAGCUAUCAAUAGCAACUACACCUUUCCAGGCCCUCCACCCACCCCUGCUCCAGUAACAAACUGGGGCAGUGACUUCUCUUGUGCUAACACCGCUCCAUCCAACUCCGUGCCCACUUCAGUUCACAGAUUACGGCCAGCAGACAUCAAGGUGGUGGCAGCUGUAGGAGACUCUCUAACAGCUGCAUUUGGUGCAAAGGCAAAAAGUCUAUUGGAACUAAAAACUGAAUACAGAGGGGUGGCAUGGAGCAUUGGAGGGGAUGAAACUCUUGGAACUGUCACAACACUACCCAAUAUACUUAGGAUAUUCAAUCCUCAUAUCAAAGGAAUGUCAAAGGGGCAAGGAAAAAAUCAAACUGGCUUCAACAUGGCUGUUUCGGGGGCUAAAAUAUCAGAAAUCCCUGGGCAGAUCCGACAUCUGAUUGAUACCAUGAAAAAUGACAUGACAGUGGAUUUUCAGAAUGACUGGAAGCUUGUGACCCUCUUCAUUGGAGGCAAUGACCUCUGUCAGUACUGCAAUGACCGGGCUGCUCUUUCACCUGAGAACUACAGCCAUCAUCUAACAACAAGCUUGGAUAUCCUGUACAAAGAGGUUCCAAGAGCCUUUGUCAACGUCUUGGAGAUACUGGAAAUUGAAGGCCUUCGUCGGAUCAAAAGGGACAGUCUCGGGUGCAACGUGUUGCAAAAGCAAGUCUGCCCCUGCUUCUUGUUACCCGGAGAGGAUUCACCAGAGCUGGCUGAAGUUAAACGAAUCAAUCGGGAAUUACAGAUCAAGACUGAAAACCUGAUGCAUGAGAGCCGUUAUGAUGGCAGAGAAGACUUUGCUGUGGUUGUCCAGCCUUUUUUCCAAAACUCCAUUCUUCCUUUGAAUGCUGACGGCAGGCCUGACGACACCUACUUCUCUGAGGACUGUUUCCACUUCAGUGAACGGGGACAUGCUAACAUGGCUACUGCUCUGUGGAAUAACAUGUUGGAGCCAGUGGGUAAAAAACAGACUUACAAUAAUUUCACAAACUCCAGAAACAACAUCAAGUGCCCCACUGAGGAGCAUCCCUACAUCUUUACAAAGGUGAAUAGUUUCCCCAGUUUCACCACAACCCCAGAACCCACAACUCAGACCACAGCCCAGCCUUUCACCUCGGGUUGCUCGGGUAGCGUGCCAGCAUGGCUCGCUGGUGUGCUGGCUGUUAUUGGUCUUGUGAUUGGCUGGGCCGUCACCUGGCUCCUUUUCUUCUACAGAGAUAAGAGGAGCAAGAGAAAGAUGACAGCUGAAGUGGAGAUGAAGACCACAGUGUUUUAAAGUGCUGAUUGAUGUGCACUGGACUAUACAUGGAAUACAAAGAACUGCAGCUACAAAAAUAAUAACAUUUAAAGUGACUUAAAAACCUUUUUUUUGUGUGUGGACAUUAUAAAACAGUGUAUUAGAUUUGUCUACUGUGACUGGAGAAACAACGUACUACCCUUGAUCCACAAAUAAUUAAAUGGAUAUAGAGCAAGUCUUCACAACGGUAAUUGUGGCAAAUAAACUGAAGUGCCUGAUUUAACCUUUAAUAUCUAAAAACGUUGAAAAUGAUGCAUUUCUUCAUAUUUCUGUGUCACUGUUCUGUUAACUGGUAAUAUAUAUUUAAAUGUUGUAGCUGGUCUAACACCUUACAAGAUGAUCCAGUAUAUACAUAAACCACUGCACAUUGUAUAUUUUGUGUGAAAACACUUGCUGACCUCACUUUCACUUAUUACUCAUUUGCAUAUUAAAAAUGUGCAUUUGAAUUUAUUGUAGCACCUUCAGUCAGAGUUUUCAAAUGAUGUGGAGUAAAAUAAACUUGCCACAAUUAAGUGUAAAUAUAUGUCUAAGAUUCUGUGGUUAUUUUUAUGUAAUCAUUCUUAAAUUGUAAACAUGUGUGACUUCUCUGGCCAGACCUGAUGCCAUGUUGAGGAAAUCACUGGAAGUACAGAAUGUCACCUUGUCAUUAAAAGAUAAAACUGUCAUGGUUGCAUCAUUGUGGUUUAUCAUUACCAACAGUGACUCAGCUUGUAAAUAAAACUUACAAAAGGAUAUUUUAUGACCACAUGACAGUGAUAAAAACAUUUCAACAGCUUCUGCUUUUUAAUGUAAUGAAGUAAAAAUGACCAAAUUUCAUU
Molecule: messenger RNA, 4175 nt
Organism: Melanotaenia boesemani (Boeseman's rainbowfish)
Lineage: Eukaryota; Metazoa; Chordata; Actinopteri; Atheriniformes; Melanotaeniidae
Gene: plb1
Product: phospholipase B1
Exons: 43
Coding region: 55-3336 (1093 amino acids)
Biological process (GO): phospholipid metabolic process
Cellular component (GO): brush border membrane
Molecular function (GO): phosphatidylcholine lysophospholipase A1 activity; A2-type glycerophospholipase activity; retinyl-palmitate esterase activity
Source: RefSeq, a predicted model, not a curated record